This is a messenger RNA of Haliotis rubra (blacklip abalone), 938 nucleotides long. RefSeq names its product sialoadhesin-like. The coding region runs from base 30 to 845 and encodes 271 amino acids. The record is from RefSeq and is a predicted model, not a curated record. The transcript is spliced from 7 exons. NCBI's taxonomy places the organism in Eukaryota, Metazoa, Mollusca, Gastropoda, Lepetellida, Haliotidae.
UGUUUUCCCAGAACGCUACUUUUUCUGACAUGAUGCAGCGGCGUGGAGUGACAGCUCUGAUACUGAUGAUGGGGCUGCUGAUGCAAGCAGACGCUCUUCCAAGGGUGUCCGAGCCACGCUUACGACGUACGCGGUACAUUCACCAAGGGCAUGAUGUUAUCCUCAUGUGCUUAGCUAAGGGCAUCCAGAUAUUCAGGUUCACUUGGAUGAAAUACGGGCAACGAAUGCAUGUUUCGACUGGGCAUUUCGGACGCUUGACCAUAGAGAACUUCACACUACGUGACCAAGGUCACUAUACGUGCAGGGUGGACGACGACGAGGGCUAUGACGUCUCUCCGGCAGUGUCUCUGGUUCUAGCACAAAUUGAUGACCAAUGGAAUGUUGCUGUGAGAAUCAAGAUGACGCAUGACAUGUCCCCCAUGUCACUUACCUGUGAUCAUCCGCCAUUCUGCGUUCCCACUGGGAAGUACGAUUGGUAUAGAAUUGAAGGAGAGACGCCAAGCCAGGUCAAGACUAGCAACAACAUCAUGAUUGACAAUAACGGAACACUUCAUUUUGCAUUUGCUGAGAAAAAGGAUAGUGGUAUAUAUCGUUGUGGCAUACACAAUACCGUUUUGGGUGUUACCAAAUUAGGAAGUGAAGUAAAUGUCACCGUCCAAGCAAAGCCAAAUGUUCGACGUUUCAUAAAUCUGAACGGAGGAUUACGACCAAGGCUCAUGUCGUACAGCGCCGAGACGAGUGUUGUACUCGGAAAAAGAAGUCAGGUUGGAAUGCAUUUUCAGCGGGAUGCCCGCCCCUACAGUUACUUGGACACGUACUGGUCCAAACACCAAAGUGGAUCUUAAACGUGGCAGAACUCUGAGGAUACAGAGGGUACACGAAGGCGAUGGAGGGAAUUACACGUGUUCCGGAAUGAAUUCCAUUGGGGAAGUUUCUGA